AUGGUUCUGGCAAAGUCGAAGAAGAGCGUGGGGCUCGGCAAUGCCUUGAUGAAUGAUCGUUUUGGCAAGGGCAAGGGCGGCGACAGGAAGAAGCAAUCUGCCAUCACCAGAACCAACCACGCCACCGGUGAACAGUACCUCGUCAACGAGAAGCAGGAUGCCUCGUGGGUCAAGAUGCGCUCCGUCACAGAACAGGGCGCUCUGGAUGAGUUCCUGGCCACGGCGGAACUGGCCGGGACCGAUUUCACCGCCGAGAAGAUGAACAACGUCAAGAUCAUCCACACCGACCAGAAGAACCCCUAUCUUCUCUCUGCCGGCGAAGAGCGCACCGUGCUCGGCAAGCACAAGAUGCACAGAGCUCGUCUGACUGUCCCCAGAAGACCGCAGUGGGACUCCACCACCACGCCCCAGGAGCUGGACGCCAGAGAAAGAGAGGCCUUUUUGAACUGGAGACGGGGGCUGGCAGAGCUCGAAGAGAACAACGACUUGCUAAUGACGCCCUUUGAGCGAAACCUGGAGGUCUGGCGCCAACUGUGGCGAGUCAUUGAGCGGUCCGACCUGAUCGUGCAGAUCGUAGAUGCCAGAAAUCCGCUGCUCUUUCGUUCCGAAGACCUCGACAUCUAUGUCAAGGACGUGGACCCGAAGAAGCAGAACCUGCUCCUGAUCAACAAGGCAGACAUGAUGACUCUGGCCCAAAGAAGAGCGUGGGCCGAGCACCUCACGAAAGCCGGCAUCGCCUACAAGUUCUUCUCGGCGCAGAUGGCAAAAGAACUGAACGAAGCGAGGGGCGAGGAUGGGGCAUCGGAGGACGAAGCGGUGGGAGCGCAGCCCUCCGACAGGGCCGGCAAGCAGCCAGCGACAGGCGACGACUCAUCCGAAGAGGAGGAAUGUGAGCAUGGCGGCGGCGCUCCGGCUGGGCCCGACGAAGACGAGGGCACUCGGAUUCUCACCGUCGAAGAGUUGGAAGAUAUUUUCCUUCAUCACUCCCCCAAGGACGAAUCAUCGGAUCGUAAAUUACAAGUAGGACUGGUGGGAUACCCCAACGUCGGAAAAUCUUCCACCAUCAACGCUUUGAUAGGCGCCAAAAAGGUCUCCGUCUCUUCAACGCCGGGCAAGACUAAGCAUUUCCAGACCAUCCACCUGAGCGACAAGGUCAUACUCUGCGACUGCCCCGGUCUCGUGUUCCCCAACUUUGCCUUUACAAAAGCCGACCUCGUCUGCAACGGCGUGCUGCCCAUUGACCAGAUGAGAGAGUACACGGGCCCGGUCGGACUGGUCACCCAGCGAAUCCCGCAGAGGUUUCUCGAAGCCGUCUACGGCAUCCAGAUCAAGACGCGGCCCGUUGAGGAGGGUGGCAAUGGCGUUCCGACCGCGGAGGAAGUGCUGCGCGCGUACGCCAGGGCAAGGGGCUUUCAAACUCAAGGUCUAGGUCAGCCCGACGAAGCACGCGCAUCCCGCUACAUCCUGAAAGAUUACGUCAGCGGCAAGCUGCUCUUCGUCCACCCACCGCCCGGAAUCGAGGACGCCGAGGCCUUUAAUCGAGAGCUCUACAGCGAGCUCAACCUCCCCGAAAAGCGACGGGCCGCGCUGGUCGCUGCGGCCGACGCCAUGUCUCUGAGGGACGAUGACAGCGUCGCAGCCGAUUCUGACAUGGUGGCUGUCCCCGCGGGCCCAAAGACAGAGAAGCUUGACGCCCGCUUCUUUGGUCCCGACAGGUCCCAGGGCCACAUCAGUAUGCCGUUUAACCACAAAUAUACCGAGCAAGGCCAGGCCUCUGGCAGGAUGCUCACUGGAAGGAAGGCCCGGACUGUCGUUGCGUUGGAGAAUGGAAUAGACCCCAGGGACGUGCAAGUGUUGAACAGUAAAAAGCACUUCAAGGGUGGAGCAAAGAACGGGAAAAGCAAGAAGCAUAGGUACAUGAAUACGGAUGACUAG
Metarhizium album ARSEF 1941 is the source of this 1935-nucleotide messenger RNA. Its product is annotated as GTP-binding domain, HSR1-related protein. NCBI's taxonomy places the organism in Eukaryota, Fungi, Ascomycota, Sordariomycetes, Hypocreales, Clavicipitaceae. The record is from RefSeq and is a predicted model, not a curated record. Gene Ontology annotation, molecular function: GTPase activity; GTP binding. Gene Ontology annotation, cellular component: cytosol. Bases 1 to 1935 code for a protein of 644 amino acids. Gene Ontology annotation, biological process: ribosomal subunit export from nucleus. The transcript has 2 exons.